Trypanosoma brucei brucei TREU927 is the source of this 1104-nucleotide messenger RNA. RefSeq names its product expression site-associated gene (ESAG) protein, putative (gene Tb927.3.560). The record is from RefSeq and is a predicted model, not a curated record. Lineage: Eukaryota; Euglenozoa; Kinetoplastea; Trypanosomatida; Trypanosomatidae. The coding region runs from base 1 to 1104 and encodes 367 amino acids. The transcript has a single exon.
AUGAAGGUGAUAUCACUUUUUCUUGCAGUGUGUCUGACAGUGCUGGGUUCCCUUAUUGGGGAAGUUGUGGGGCAGCCUUCCGGCAAGGCCAUGACACUCAAGGGAGCCAAAACGUUAUGCAAUCUCAGUCAUGCCUUGAGGGUUGUGAGCACUGAGAUUCUGAAGAAGCACCAAAAUGCUACAGAAAUGGUAGAUAAGUUUCGGGAGUGGCGACAUAGGCAUGGUGUAAAGGGGAGGACAUGGAAGGCAAUAGUGCAGGGUUUGGAGAAGAUAGGGGUUGUUAAUGGAAGUGAUAUGGAAAAUAUAAAGAAAACAUAUGUGGAAAUGGAAAAAGUAAUGAACAAUACAGAUAAAGCUAUUCAGUUAAUGGAUACUAGUUUUUUAAACAUUGUAAGAGUUUCCUAUCAUGUUGUGAAUGCAUCACUGUCAAUAGGACAAGUGUUGAGGGAUCUAGUAGUGUUGUUUGAGCAAACAAAGGGUGACAAAAACGAUUGGUGUUGUUUGGUGAAAGAGAAGUCUGCCCCUUCAGAAAAUGGAUGUGGAAGUGAUGAUGCUGGGCACAAAGCAGCAAAGGCUCCAGAUGAGUGUAAUAUGUCCGUUAUAAAAGAUAUGUCAGAUGAUGGUGUACUGGCUGCGCUAGAUAAAUAUAAAACUGACCAGAGAGUUGAACUUACAGACAAUAACGACACAAAAUGCUGGAUCAUGGGUACGGAAGAUGUUGCAAAUGGGGGGGCUGGAUCCUUCAUAGUGGGAACUACUGGAGGAUUUGUUACCUAUCGUAAAGAAGCUGCCGUUACCAUAAUGUCUAGUGACACGGUGCCCAAACUUAUCAUCAAUUACACUUUGGUUAGAAACGGAUAUGAAAGUAUUGCACAACAGUACCGUGAUGUAGAGCCAACUCUUACCUCCUUUGUGGAGUAUGAAAAUAAACUAAAAGAACUGUUAACUCAGAGCCCGAUGGUGCGCAGGUAUUUCAGAGAGAGUGGGAAAAAACGCAAGAGAAGUGUCGAUGACGACGAUAUGAUAGAUGAAGAAGGAUUCACAAUGAGGAAGCAACAUACCCUAAUUGGUUUAAUAUUCUUUGCAGCAAUUCUGGUUAUGUGA